Molecule: messenger RNA, 668 nt
Organism: Sitodiplosis mosellana (orange wheat blossom midge)
Lineage: Eukaryota; Metazoa; Arthropoda; Insecta; Diptera; Cecidomyiidae
Exons: 4
Coding region: 90-668 (192 amino acids)
Source: RefSeq, a predicted model, not a curated record
GGUAAGUGCAAUAACUUAGCACGAGAAAAAAUGAUACAAAUUUCUGACAGAAAAUGUUUCUUGCUUGAACAAUAAGAAGAGAGUUGACAAUGACAGAGAAAAUAUAUCCAAUGAAAUGGAAACGACCGAAUUCAGUCGAGUAUCCAAGGGUUUGGCAUCGUUUUAAAGCUCGUGAUUUGGAUAGUGACCAGUUGGUUGAGUAUCGGAUUGAGGAUUUACUAGAGUUGAGAGCCUUCAAACACAUGAGAGAAAAUUAUCUGGCGGAUGAGCCAAUCAGUCGGGCAUUGGGUGGCUACGAUGAUAUUGAUCAUUUUAAAGAUUAUUUAGAGGGUUCCGAUGAAAUUGUUGGCUUGAAUUGGAUUUAUGUUAAGCAUAAAGAUGAUAAUUUAACUGUCCCAACCAAAAGUGCAGUGACCAAAAUCUUCCUGGAAAUGAGUAUGUUUUUGUCCGAGAAAUUUAAUUGUUUUAAACAUUAUGGUGUCGAUGAGUAUUUGACUUGUAAGGGACUAUCUGUUGAUAAAAAGUAUCGAGGUCGUAGCAUCGGUGAUCAUUUCAUGGACACAAGAAAGUUGGUUUGUAAGGAAUUCGGAUUGAAAUUGGCGCUAUCAACCUACAUUUCAGAUUUUUCUAGUCGAAACGCUGCAAAUGCUGGAUACAAUAAUAAAUAA